Aphanomyces astaci is the source of this 1478-nucleotide messenger RNA. RefSeq names its product TKL protein kinase. The coding region runs from base 42 to 1442 and encodes 466 amino acids. Gene Ontology annotation, molecular function: protein kinase activity; ATP binding. Lineage: Eukaryota; Oomycota; Saprolegniomycetes; Saprolegniales; Verrucalvaceae. The transcript is spliced from 2 exons. The record is from RefSeq and is a predicted model, not a curated record. Gene Ontology annotation, biological process: protein phosphorylation.
GGAAACUCUGCAAAUCUUGAGGUCCUGGCAGUGCGUGCUUCAUGGCUACCCCAUCGCCGCCCUUUUGCUCGCUCCCUGACAUUCUCAAGGCUUCGCUGCUUGCAUCGAACGAUCUCGUGAAGUCAUGCGACAGCGUUCAGGCGCUGGUAUCAAGACUGUUCCAACCCGUCCCGUUCGAUGUCGCAACUUCGCCAUCAUCAUGCGGCGAACGAGAAGUUUGCAAGGAACUCACUGACGUCCUAGAGUCCAACAGCGUGUUUGGCUGCGCAUUCUCGCCCGCAUCCGGACCUCCGGGGUGUGUCCUUGCCCCGCUGCCGGUUCCCCCGCCGACCCCGUCGUCCAAUCACACCGUGAUCAUCGUCGCCGUGGCAUGUGGUGUUGUCGUGGUCGUUGCUGUAGUUUCUGCAGUCGUAUACGUGAAACAAAAAGCUCGCCACCGAAAGCUCUCGACCCUUCCGAUGCAUGAAGACAGUGAGUGUUGUGAUGAAGGGUACGUGGCAGCUCCUGGUGGCACCGCCUUGGCUUCCAAACGUCCGGUGCCCGCAUCCGCCUACGUCCGACCUCCGUGCGCGACCUUCUCGGACCAGCUCAACUUUUACGACCUGGAAUCGUUUCGGCUUCCGUACGACCAUAUCGUUCUCGAAAAACCAUUGGCCCAAGGCGCGUUCGGCGACGUGUGGCUAGGACACUUGCUCAACCAACGGGUGGCUGUCAAGACUCUGAAAGUCGCCAAUGUCGCGCAGGACGUGCAGCUUUUUAUAUGGGAGAUCCUCCUGCUAUCCAAGCUCGACUGUCCAUAUGUGGUGCACUUUCUCGGGGUAGCCUGGAACGAGUCGCCAUCACGCAUGAUGCUUGUGACAGAGUUUAUGGACGGCGGCGACCUCCGCUCCGUGCUGGACGCGAGCCGGACCUCCCGCCGCUUUUCCUGGCUACACAAAAUGGAAUGUGCUCUGCACAUUGCCGAAGGGCUGGUGUAUUUGCACUCGUUGGACACGAAGGUGAUCCACCGAGACUUGAAGUCGCGCAACGUGAUGCUGGACUCUGUGUCGGGCGCCAAGAUCACCGACUUCGGGGUCGCGCGGGAGACGAAUGAUGCGACCAUGACCGUCGGCAUCGGCACGUACCGGUGGAUGGCACCUGAAGUGCUCACAGACGGCCACUACACGGAGAAAGCCGACAUGUUUAGCUUUGGAGUGAUUCUAGCCGAGCUCAGCACGGAAUUGGUCCCGUACACGGACUUGAGCCUAUCGGAUGCCGGGAUUAUAGCCAGGGUUAUGGUGGGAAUGCGCCCGACCUUCGACACGACAGAGUCCCCGCCCUGGUUUGUGGAGAUGGGAACUCAGUGCCUGGCACUCCAGGCGGACCAGAGACCGACCGCCGCCGCCGUCGCGUACGCGCUGCGCCAGGCGUUGAAACAGACGGCGGAAACUAGGGUUGUGUGAAUAAAAAUCUACGAAAUAUUUCCAAGUGACAUCGUU